AAUUGCUUAGUAGAGAUGAAAGCAAUUAGUGGUUGCGUUGUGGACUCUCAGGAUGUGUAUCUCUCACUGUUCAGAAGACUCUCAGGUUGUGCCAGGGGCCCAGAUGCUGCGGUGAAAGUGGAGAAUCCAAAAGAGAAGUUGACAAGACACAGCGGAAGAUAUGGGAGUGAAGCUGAUUUUAGCUCUUCAAGCAGUACGGGCAGUAUUUCAGUUCCUGAAGUCCGUAUGCCUGCUGCUGGAAACAAAAGAUUUUCUUUUUCUCGCAAUCGUGGCCCGUAUGGUCGGAGUAGUGGAUCGUCAUCCUACAAGUCUGGAGCCAGCCCACCUGCUCUCCGCGAAAAGGACCUAUUGUCUACGCUGUGCAGAAAUCAGCAGAAUCCUGUUAGCAUCCAACAGCUUUAUGGGGCUUCUCCCCCUAGCAGUAACUCAGGAAGUAACAAAGGAAGUGACAGCAGCCCAAUAAUGAGGCGAUCAGGGAGAUACAUGUCUUGUGGUGAGAGCCGUGGCAUUAAGCCACUAAAUCCAGAGCAGUAUUUGACUCCUCUCCAGCAGAAAGAAGUCACAGUACGACAUCUAAAAACAAAGCUGAAGGAAUCUGAGAGCAAGCUUAAAGAAAGGGAGACAGAAAUAGAAGAGCUGAAAACUCAGCUGGAACGCAUGAGGGAAGAGUGGAUUGUAGAGGAGUGUUGCCGUGUGAAGGCACAGCUGGCCUUAAAGGAAGCAAAAAAGGAAAUUAAACAACUCAAGCAGGUUAUUGAAACCAUGAAGAACAACUUGGCAGAUAAAGACAAAGGCAUUCAGAAAUAUUUCAUAGACAUAAACAUUCAAAACAAGAAACUGGAAUCUUUGCUGCACAGCAUGGAGAUGGCUCACAGCGACUCUCUGAGCGAUGAGUAUGUGUCUGACUCCCCAGGGAAGCCGUUAGCGCUGUACCUCAAGACACCAGACAGCCUUAUUACAGAGGACCAGGCUUCGGAGGAGAUGGGCGAUAACGAGGCGUUUAGGAGCGAGGACACUGAGGACACAAAUAACACAAGUAACGAGAGCGAGUCAUUUAAGAGUUCAACCACUGCAAGUUCUGGAGUGAGCGAUCCGUCUUCCUCCAGUUUGGUAGUGGAUCAAGAGACACAUGAAAAUGUUUCUGAUGAAAAACCGUCUUCUUCUGAGAAAGAGGAGGGAAGCAGCAACAUGACAGUGGAACAGUGCAUUCAGACCGAUGGGCCAUGUGGCCUAAAUGUGGAGUGGUUCAUUCAAAAUAUCUUCAUACCUCCAGAUUCCUCUCCUAGCCCACCUUCCUCAGUGAAGCAACUGAGUGAGUUUUCUUCUGGAACCUACACUGUGGAUUCUGGUAUGGUGGACUUCACUCCAGUCAGUCCAGACUCUUACAUCUUUUUGCCUUCUGUGGAGUCUCCACACAGAAACAUGGAUUGUGAAGUUAACGAGAACCGGGUCAUGAAAGAACUGGAUUUUACAGAGCCGCGUGAUGAAGAGUUUGGGUAUGUGAAUACUUGCUCUCAGACAGGAAUAAUGAAGAAGCACUGGCACAGCAGCCUCCUUGUAGAUCUCCUGGCGGUAGCAGCCCCCAUCGUACCGACUGUCAUGUGGGCCUUCAGCACUCAGAGAGGAGGAGUAGACCCCAUGUACAAUAUCGGAACACUGCUUCGUGGGUGCUGCCUGGUGGCCCUGCACUCACUGCGUCGUACACCCUUCAACAUCAAAACCUAAUUUCUGCUCAGUCACGGGGCAGCAGGGGGCUGCGGCAGUGGGGGGGUGGGGGGGGGGGGUAAGAGAGAUACUGUAUGUUCUGGCAGACUACAUUGUUUUGCUCUUGACUAUUUGAUUUGCACUAUAACUUGGUUCGAAAACAUGUUCCUUGUUUCAAAAUGACAAAGAUGAAUCCUGCAGCUUCACAAAAUGUUUGUAGCUGGCAUAGGACUGUUGCUGCCUACAGAAAUAGUCCUCCUGCGCCCCUGCACUGGGUGCCUCCCCUCUGCUGACGUCUUUCUUUUCUCAGCGCGCCUGCCCAGCGAACAGGAUCAGGGACAGCAAGCAGGAUUACAGCUAGCACUGCUUCGGGUUUGCUUGCUGAAUUAGUUUAAGCUCAGUUUCCCUGCCCGGUUCACUGAGCAAACGCACAGGCGUUUUGCACUGGCUGAAGGGCAGCAUGUGGUGCAUACAGGAACAAACGGCGAGAGGAAGGUGGGGUAUUUCUCCAGGCAGCGCUAGCCUAAAACAUUGGUGAAACUGCAGCAUUAAGUAAGAUGGAGGCUCGUUUCCCCUAAGUGUAUCACACGCGUACUCUAGGAAGCAUGCUAGCGCUUUCCAUUUGUUGUCUGAAACGUCAGUUCAAUUUAGAAAAAAAAAAUCCCUAUUUCCCAGGCAGCUUCCAGCACAUCGUUCGUGCCUGUCUCGUGUAGUGCUCUUCCAACCCUGCAAUUGCUCGAGCAUUCCACUGGUUUUGUGUGUAUGAGGGGACUGUAACCAAAAACGUUAAGGGGGUGGGAGUCUUGAAACGUGUUGCAAUGGUAAAUGUAGGGGUGGAUACGCUUUGAACAUUAAUGUUGGUUUAAAGUCUUAAUGUAUUGGAACCUGAUAGUCAUUCGAGCCAUGUGAAAUACAUCUAUAAAUGUAUUGUUUUAACUUAUUGCUUAUUUAAUCCCUUUAUUGUAAAUUACCUUUAUAAUCACAAGUUCAUUAAAGCAUGUUAGAAAACUUA
This is a messenger RNA of Oxyura jamaicensis (ruddy duck), 2716 nucleotides long. RefSeq names its product syntabulin-like. NCBI's taxonomy places the organism in Eukaryota, Metazoa, Chordata, Aves, Anseriformes, Anatidae. Gene Ontology annotation, cellular component: vesicle; cytoplasmic microtubule. The record is from RefSeq and is a predicted model, not a curated record. The transcript has 5 exons. The coding region runs from base 16 to 1725 and encodes 569 amino acids. Gene Ontology annotation, biological process: axonal transport of mitochondrion; synapse maturation.